Notolabrus celidotus (New Zealand spotty) is the source of this 4602-nucleotide messenger RNA. It is a transcript of the gene mapk6, whose product is annotated as mitogen-activated protein kinase 6. Gene Ontology annotation, cellular component: cytoplasm; nucleus. Gene Ontology annotation, biological process: intracellular signal transduction; cell surface receptor signaling pathway; protein phosphorylation. The coding region runs from base 1011 to 3275 and encodes 754 amino acids. The transcript is spliced from 8 exons. NCBI's taxonomy places the organism in Eukaryota, Metazoa, Chordata, Actinopteri, Labriformes, Labridae. Gene Ontology annotation, molecular function: ATP binding; MAP kinase activity. The record is from RefSeq and is a predicted model, not a curated record.
ACAACCGGAAGACCAGCAAGAAAGCCGGGUAAUAAAAUAAAUGAUUUAAUAACACUUGAAUUCUAGAGGGAAAAUUUAAAACUUUGGAAGUGACUUUGAGAAUUUCUGUUUGUGAAUGAAAACUUAGCAUUAUAUUAGAAUCAAUUUAUGAUAUAUUCAAGAGCAAUAUUUUCCUUUUUUAUCAUAGUAGCAAACAACUUCUUUGAGUUUAAGAGAAUAGAGAAGUUGGGAAUAUCCGAUAGUCCAUGAAAGGGGUUCCGUGACGUCACAUCCCUCGCAUUGCUGAGCCUGGCCUCUCGAUGGCGAUUGCAACAGAUCCGCAGAGCACGGCAGCGGAGCGCAGUCAGACCACGUCCAGGGUUUGAUUAUAGCACAACAAAACUAAUGCGACGAAUAAGGACUGUUAUACUCAAGUAAAAUGGAGGAUAGUUUUGAUUGCGACUGUGGCGAGCUUGAGCCACCUGAUCAUUGAGGGUGAAUAAUUUCUUUUGAAGACUUAAAGGCCAGAUUCAUUUCAGUUUUAUAGAUCAGGUUACUUGACCGAAAAACAACACAGAAACAUAAAUUUAAAAAAAGCGUGCAUUUAUUUAAGCACAUGUCAUAUGAAGCUACUCAGGACCAGUCAUACACUGAAUGUAUCUGCACUGUAAGGAUGCAACUGCAUGCUUUUAUAGUUAAACAUAGUGUCAGUGCUUUUUAAUUGGCCCCAUUCUAGUUCAUUCCAUUGCAGUCUUUAAACUCGUCUGCUAAAAAUCAAGGGGGAUUAAACAAUAACAUUUCUCUCCUCGUUCAAAAUGGAAAGAAGAAUGGAUUACACAUUUGUGCCCCACAUUUGACAGUGAUAGUCAAAAAGGGGGACUGGGUAGUCAUUCAUACAGGGGGCAGCCAGUUUUGCCUCUGAAGCAGGAGAGGAAUUGACAGAUAAAUUCCUCUGUUUGACUUGAAAUAGGCCAGAGACCAAACAUUAGAGAUAGCAGAAGCUUAGUGUGUAUAAGGCAAAAGUCGUCAUCAUGGCUGAGAAGUUUGAGUCCCUGAUGAACAUCCACGGCUUCGACCUGGGAUCUCGCUACAUGGACUUGAAGCCUCUUGGCUACGGAGGAAACGGCCUGGUGUUCUCCGCGGUCGACACGGACUGUGACAAGAGGGUAGCUGUGAAAAAGAUCAUCUUGACCGACCCCCAGAGUGUGAAACACGCACUGAGGGAAAUCAAGAUCAUCAGGCGCCUUGACCACGACAACAUAGUCAAGGUGUUUGAGACUCUUGGGCCAAAUGGUCGCCGGCUAACAGAGGAUGUGGUGUCCCUGACAGAGGUCAACUCUGUAUACAUUGUGCAGGAGUACAUGGAAACAGACCUGUGUCAGCUGCUGGAGAGGGGCCUCCUGUCUGAGGGCCACGCCAGGCUCUUUAUGUACCAGCUCCUCAGGGGCCUUAAGUAUAUCCACUCUGCCAAUGUGCUGCACCGUGACCUCAAGCCCGCCAACCUGUUUGUCAACACAGAGGACCUGGUGCUGAAGAUUGGGGACUUUGGGCUUGCACGCAUCAUGGACCCCCAUUAUUCUCACAAGGGCCAUCUCUCUGAAGGUCUGGUCACCAAGUGGUACAGAUCCCCUCGCCUGCUGCUCUCUCCCAACAACUACACCAAAGCCAUUGACAUGUGGGCCGCCGGCUGUAUCUUUGCCGAGAUGCUCACAGGGAAAACCCUCUUUGCUGGAGCCCAUGAACUGGAGCAGAUGCAGCUGAUACUGGAGUCCAUCCCGGUACUGCGAGAGGAGGACCGACAGGAGCUCCACAGCGUCAUCCCCGUUUUCAUCCGUAACGACAUGUCCACGCCUCACACACCACUGGCCAAGCUGCUUCCUGACGUCAGUCCUCAGGCCUUGGAUUUCCUGGAGAAGAUCCUGACCUUUAACCCCAUGGAUCGUUUGACUGCAGAAGAGGCCCUGGCCCACCCCUAUAUGGCUGACUACUCCUUCCCCCUAGACGAGCCCAUCUCUCUGCACCCCUUCCAUAUCGAGGAUGAAGUUGAUGAUAUCCUGCUCAUGGACCAGAGCCACAGCCACACCUGGGACAGGUAUCAUGAGAGCCAGCUGUCAGAAGCUGACUGGCACUUGCACAGCACCCACGACCCAGACGAAGUUCAAGUUGACCCAAGGGCUCUCUCUGAUGUGACAGAUGAAGAGGAGGUUCAGGUGGAUCCUCGUAAAUAUGCUGAUGGAGAUCGGGAGAAGUUCCUGGACGAGCCGUCCUAUGACUACUCCACCAUGUUCCUGCCAGAGCAUUCUUGGCAGGAUGAUGACCACCACGAGAACAAAUACUGUGACCUGCAGUGCAGCCACACCUGUAACUACAAGGCCGUGUCGCCCUCCUACCUGGACAACCUCAUCUGGCGGGACAGUGAAGUCAACCACUACUACGAGCCUAAGCUCAUCAUCGACCUCUCCAACUGGAAGGAGCAGCAGAGCAAGGAGAAGGCCGAUCGCAAGGCCAAGAGCAAGUGUGAGAAGAACGGGCUGGUGAAGGCCCAAAUCGCGCUACAGGAGGCUGAGAAGACCCAGAGUCCGGUGGAGAAGGACCGAGAGCAAGAGAAACAUCAGACUGAGAAGCCUCAGAGCCAGCAGAACCAGGGCUUUGACUUUGACUCCUUCAUAGCCAGCACCAUCAAACUGAGCCUGCAGCCAGAGCCGUGUCAGGAGGCUGCCCUGCUCCACGAGGUAGGCCUCCUGAACGAGCUGAACUCUUCUGUUUCCCAACUGGAGCCUCCCCGCUCGGGCUCUAUGUCUAAAUCCAUAAGUCAGGAGAAAGAGGAGAAGUGCCUGGUUAACCUUGCUCAGUUAGGCGGAGGAGGGCUGGCGGACAGCGUCCGGCCCGCUCAGCCCUGGGAGAGCUUUGGCUCCGGGGAGAGAAUUGGUGAGAACGGCUGUUUGAUAGAUGAAGCGUGCUGGGACAUUCACAAAGAGGACCACUCGCAGAAAGAGAGCACCUACACCAGCUACCUGGACCGCCUGUUCAGCCGGAAGGAGGAGGUUGUCGCAGAAACUGUGCCCACUGCAGAGAUAGAGCCCUCGGAGGUGAGAGAGCUGGAGGAGAGCUUCAUCAGCAGGAACACAGAGUUUGUGCUCAACGUGCAGCUGGACUCUCUGGCCCUGCCCGGCUUUGACGGCACUGAUGACUUGCCUCUAAAAUCCAUCCAGGCGUCGCUCACCCCCUGCGCUGUCAAAUGCUCGCCACAAAUUGCCCAUAAAACAUACAGCAGCAUCUUCAAGCAUCUUAAUUAAAGAAAUAUAUAUAUCCUCCCUUACAGUGCAAAAACUAGGCAGUUUAUUUUUAUGUUUUUUAAUAACAUGGUAUAUUAUUGUACUUGAAUCAUUUCAUACCUUUUUUAUUAUGGUUACUUUUAAUUUUGUUUUUUAAGAGUUGAGAGGGGUGGUUUAUAAUAUUUAAAGAGUUUUGGUCAUCACUCUGAGCCUUGAUCACCAGGCCUUCAUGGGUUAAUGUCUACACCCUCAUUGCUAAACUGGCAUGUCACUCGCACACUUAAAGUACUGUAGAGGAAUGGAGAGAAGGAGAGACUAUCUGGAGGGAGAGAAGGAUGUAAGGAGAGGAUUUCUGAUUAAAGAGACGUGGUUUGGUUGUUUGGGUGUGACACAAGGAAGGCUGGUAGAUGCUAACAUUGCUGUAGGCAUUUCAAGUGCUUUCAAACACACUUUCUUGGGAGGGGUUACAAGGAAAAAGGGGGUUGGGAUGUCCUUUUCUAAAAAACUUGUUUAUGACGUUUUUAUUUUCCCUGAAGAAAGCUUCCUUAAUAACCCUUUCAUACUGUAAAUCGACACAUAAUGCCAGCAGCAACCAUUAUUGUAGGCGUUAAUGUAAAUGUGUUAUCUACCUCAAGGUAACAGCCGCGAGAGACACUCGAAGCCGCACUAGUGCUUUACACACAUGACCAUCCUCAUGCCAUGAAAUGAAAUGGUCGCGUAGAUGAAAUCUGUCUCACUUUAGCAUUUAACAUAGUGAGGUGUUUCAGUAAUCAUUAUUUAUUUCUAGCAGAUGUGCGAUAUUUAUUUUAUCAAAAAUGUGUUAUUUCAAUGUGAUUAUUGAAGAUGGAGGAGUUGGACAGACUUCCAGUUUCAUUUCGGCACUAUAUGGGCGUGUAAGUGUUCCUUUGUUAUACGGUAGGAUGCAAAUUCAUCUGUUAUGUUCUAAAAGAGUCGAGGCUUUCUGUUUUCCAUCGAUACUGUCCAAAUGGAUAUCAUUCUUUUUUUUGUUCGUUUUGUUUUCUAUUUAUAGGUGCGUUCUGUCUCUAGUGGAAAAACUGCUUUAUGGUUUUCAAGAAGCGCCUAAAGUCUUAAUUUUUUAUCUAAAUGUUCUGUAAAUGCGUGCAUGGAGGCAGGAGAAAGGUACAGUUAAAGUAAAGUUAAUGGUGAGUAUAAUGUGCGUCAGUUUUAAUUGUAUGUUUUUUGUUCAAUUUCUAUGUACUUUUUCCAGGCAAGCAUGAUGAAUUAGGUUAAGGUGUAGCAUGUAGAACACUUAUGGACUUUUUUUGUAAUCAUUGGUUCCCCUGUUCUACAAAAUAUCUCACAAUAAAAUUACUGGUAAAAACUUUGA